AUGAAAGAGGCCAAGGGCGGGGAGAAGAUUGGGGAAGUUGUAUUUGAGCAGUCCAAGGAAGUUGUGCAGGUGACUGAUGUUGAUAUUAUCGGGGUUACCUCUUCAUCUCUAGAGAAAGUGACCACUCCUGAAGCUGUUGAAGUGUUAGUGGGUGAAUUUAAGGACACUCAUGAUGUUGAAGCAGGCGAUGGGUUCCAAUUGGUCACAAAUAGAAAGCACAAGUAA
Linum trigynum is the source of this 225-nucleotide messenger RNA. The record is from the annotation of a GenBank genome assembly. NCBI's taxonomy places the organism in Eukaryota, Viridiplantae, Streptophyta, Magnoliopsida, Malpighiales, Linaceae.